Messenger RNA from Lathyrus sativus (Indian pea), 5211 nucleotides. NCBI's taxonomy places the organism in Eukaryota, Viridiplantae, Streptophyta, Magnoliopsida, Fabales, Fabaceae. The record is from the annotation of a GenBank genome assembly.
AUGGCUCAAAACUCAACUUCCGAUACUCGCUUUCACGCUAACGCUGCAACUCCAUUGCAGAUCUCCAAAGAUGUCCAAGGCUCCGAAAAUCCUAUCCCACUUUCACCACAAUGGCUUCUGCCAAAGCCAGGGGAGAGUAAAUCUGGAAUAGGACCUAUGGAAAAUCAUGCGAUCUCAAACUCAUCACAUGGCAGCCGCUCAGAGACUGUUAAGACAUCUGGUGAUGGAGAAGAUGCACAGAAGAGAAAGGAUGUCUUUAGGCCAUCCAUGUUUGACUCAGAAAGUGGACGUCGUGAUCGUUGGCGUGAUGAAGAGAGAGACACUGAGAGAGACACGAAGUCCUCCAUCCGUAAGGAUCGUUGGAGGGAUGGGGACAAAGACCUAGGUGAUUCACGAAAGGUGGAUCGAUGGGGAGAAAAUCCAGCUCCUAAGAAUUUUGGAGAAACACGUCGUGUUCCAUCUGAUACUCAUAGAUGGAAUGAUUUAGGAAACAGAGAAGCUAACUUUGAUCAGCGGCGUGAGAGCAAGUGGAACACACGCUGGGGUCCUAAUGAGAAGGAGCCAGAAGGUCUUCGUGAAAAAUGGAGUGACUCAGGAAAAGACGGUGAUAUACAUCUGGAUAAAGGUUUGUCUCAUGGGAAGGAUGAGAAGGAAGGAGAUCAAGUUCGACCAUGGAGACCUAACUUCGCACAAAGCCGUGGAAGGGUAGAGCCUCCUCAUUCCCAAAGCACACCACCAAACAAACAGGCCUCUAUAUUUUCUUAUGGCCGUGGUCGUGGGGAGAAUACACCCCCGCCAGUCUAUAGUCCUGGACUAGGCCGUGGUGGUAGCUCUUUGAAUAGCACAUAUACUGGAACUGCAUUCGACAAAGUCGAAAGUGAACAUGAAGAACCUUUCAGAUAUAACAGGACAAAAUUGCUUGAUAUAUUCAGAGUGACUAAUAUGGGUAGAAACAGAAAUCUUGUUGAUGAUUUUGUGCAGGUUCCAAGUCUUACACACGAUGAAUCAUUGGAGCCUCUUGCUCUUACGACACCAAAUUCUGAGGAACUGACUGUCUUAAAUGGCAUUGAAAAAGGGGAAAUAGUUAGUAGUAGUGCACCUCAAGUGGCCAAAGAAGGAAGGGGCUCAACAGAUUUUACUCAGACUAGACGAAUGAAGCCUGGAAUCACUCCUCUUCAAGAUAAGAGUGAAGAUGGAGGUUCUUACAAAGUGGCUGAUGAAUUGUCCAGUAAUAGAGAUUCAUCCUUUGAAGGAAAUAGUUCUCCUCAUCCUGGUGCUGCAUGGAGAGCAAUGCCAGCAGGCGAACAUACAAGUGCUCUAUUGCACAAUAGCAGGGAUGCAUCUAGUGAUGCUAGAUUAAGGAAAUCAGAUGUGAGUUCACACCAGCCAAAAGAUCCUCAUAGUUCAUGGGAAAGUAAGUUGGGUUUUGUAUCCGAGUCCAAAGAAGUAGGUAAAUGGCACGCAAGCAGUGAAGAUCCCAUUGUUAAGAGGCAGCUAUCUGGUGUUUUGGAAAGUGAACAUGGAACCAGAAGAGUUCCUCCAACUGCUCCAGAGGAGUUAUCCCUUUUGUAUAAAGAUCCCAAGGGUCUUAUCCAAGGCCCAUUUAAAGGAAUUGACAUUAUUGGAUGGUUUGAGGCUGGAUAUUUUGGUAUUGAUUUGCCUGUUCGUCUGGAAAGUUCAGCUGUUGACUCACCAUGGUUUUCUCUUGGUGAUGUCAUGCCGCAUUUACGAGCUAAAGCCCGACCACCACCAGGAUUUUCUGCACCACAACCAAAUGAACUGGCAGAUAUGACUGGACGUCAAAAUCCUACUACAUUUGGAAAUGCCCUCACUGGUUUGAGUGAGGUUGAGAUGUUGAAAAGUGAUUCUAGGCAUCGACAGGGUUCUGGUACCGGAGUUGAAAGUAGGUAUUUGGAGUCACUCAUGUCUGGUAACAGAAGCGGUCCUACAAUUAACAACCUUGCGUUAUCAGAAGGUUUUAAAGGGUUUGCUGGAAAUAAUUCUGGUAAUCUGGGCCCAACGGGAGUAGAUAAUGGUAACAAUAUUUACUUGCUUGCCAAGAGGAUGGAGCUUGAACGCCAGAUGUCCUUACCGAAUUCAUAUCCAUAUUGGCCGGGGCAGGAUGCAGCAUCCCUUGCUCCAAAAUCAGAUGUCCCAGAGGCGUCGCUGCAUUCAAAGCUCUUGUCUUCAGUGAGUGACAAUUCACGUCAAUCUCAGUCUCAAAAUUCUGAGUUAUUGUCGAUAAUCCAAGGGUUAUCUGACAGAACAUCUGCAAGCAUAAAUAAUGGUGCUGUUGGAUGGCCAAAUAAUCCCAUACAAGGUGGAUUGGAUCUCAUUCAGAAUAAAGUUGACUCAGUUCAUGAUCAGAAUUUCUCUCAAAUGCCAUUUGGAAUUCAGCAGCAAAGGCCGACACUGCAAAAUCAGCUCUCCUUAAGCAAUUUACUGGCUCUAGCUGGGGAUAACCCAGCUAGUUCCUUGACAGCAGAGAAGCUACUUUCUUCUGGUUUAGCUCAAGAUCCACAAAUGAUGAACCUGUUGCAACAGCAAUACUUGUUGCAGUUACAUUCUCAAGCAGCUGCUUCAGCACCGCAGCUGCCCCUGUUAGAUAAAAUCCUUAUGCUAAAGCAGCAGCAGAAGCAGGAGGAGCAACAGCUGUUCUUACGGCAACAACAGCAACAACUGCUUUCCAAAAUGUUGCAGGACCAGCAGUCUAGCCAGCUCUUUGGCAAUUCAUCUUAUGGACAAUUGCAAAGUUCAUUACCAAUGGGAAAUUUGCGUGUUGAUCCUUCUCAACUUCAAACCCCACAAGAUGCUUUUCCCAUGAGCUCUCAGAUACCAAUUCCUAGUGUGCAUAAUGAACUUAGUACUGAUUCUAUGAAUUUGCAUCUUAAAGGGUCUUCUGUGCGUCUGCCUCAUCUGCCUCAUCAGGUAUUUGGGGAUACUAUUCCUCAGAAUAACUGGGCUCCCACUCCCGCCGAACAAAUUAAUGAAAGUCAUAAAAAAGAACCUCCAGCUCCUUAUGUUGAGAGUUCACUUGUGCAUGACCUGAACAGCUCCAAAGAGGAAUCCCACAUUGUGCAGGAUUCUGUUUGUGACUAUACUUCUAAGUCAUUGAAGCAGGUACCGGACAGCGCUUUAAGAUCUGAUGGUGUUGCCAUACCGGCAAUAUCUAUGCCUUCUGUACAUUUACAACAUGAUGCACCUUCUGUUGAUAAAUCUUCAACAGGAUCCAGUGGGAUUGAGUUACCCCCAGCUAGUCUGGCUGAAAUAGACAGCUCCACUGCAGUGCAUGUUGAAACACAUGAACCCAAAAAGGCUACCGAGAAGAAAUCUAAGAAGCAAAAAUCUAACAAACCUCAGUCUUCUGACCAAGCAAAGGGAUUGCUAAAAAACACGACUCUGCAGCCAUCAAAGCAGUCAGAAAUUGAAAUACCACAUUUUAAUGAGUUGGGGGAAACAAACGGUGGAUCACAUGAAACACAUCUGCAAAAAACCAGAAGUAAGGCUAGUCAGAUUGAAGAAAAUGCUGUACUAGAGACAGCUGGUCAGCACGAUGUCAGUGUUACUAGAAGCAUCACUGAAACAAUCUUUUCAGGCGAUUUUGUGGCAGUUGGUUCUGUUUCUACUCACAAUGCCGAAGUUCCUGCUGGACGAGCUUGGAAACCUGCUCCAAGUGUCAAGGCCAAGUCUUUAUUAGAAAUUCAGCUGGAAGAACAGAGAAAGGCACAGACAGAAACACUUGUAACUGAUGUUGCUGCUUCUGUCAAUUCCAUGAGUUUGGCAACGCCCUGGGCUGGGGUUGUAUCAUAUCCAGACUUGGUUAAGGUAUCUAGUGAAAGUCACGAAGGAGACAAUACAGAAUAUCCUGUUAAUUCUCAAACUUCUCAGAAUAUGAAGAGCAAGAAAAGUCAGUUGCAUGAUCUAUUAGCUGAAGAAGUUUUGAAAAAAUCUAAUGAAACAGAUGCGGAGGUUCCAGAUAGCACAUUGUCUUUGAAUGAUAUUGCUGUGCAAUCAGAGUCAAUAAAUGGUAGUAACUUCAUUGAGGCAAAAGAUACUAAAAGAAGCCGCAAGAAGUCAGCAAAAAAGGGUUCGGGAGUUAAAGCCCCAGUUUCUGCUGUGUCUGCUGAAGUACCCAUAUCUUCAAGCCCUAUUGAAAAAGGUAAAAGUUCUCGAUCUGCACAGCAAGAAAAAGAAGCAUUGCCUUCAAUCCCAGCAGGACCCUCUCUGGGAGAUUUUGUUCUUUGGAAAGGAGAGCGAGAUCAACCCAUCCCAUCUCCUUCUCCAGCAUGGUCUUCUGAUUCUGGUAGAGUCCCUAAACCAACUUCUUUAAGGGACAUUCUGAAGGAGCAGGAGAAAAAGGCUUCUUUUGCUGUGCCUGCAAUUCCAGUGCCUACGCCUCAGAAAGCUCAGCCUGCCCAGGCUAAUUGGAAUAGUGCUUCUUCUCGGCCAAUCUCAGCUUCCUCUCCAUCUAAAGCUGGCUCACCACUUCUGAUAAACUCACAUGCUUCCAACCAAUCAAAAUAUAAAGGGGAUGAUGACUUGUUUUGGGGUCCAAUUGAACAAUCUAAGCAAGAAACAAAGCAGACCGAUUUCCCUCAGCUGGCUAGUCAGGGAAGCCGGGGAUCAAAAAAUGUACCAUUGAAAGGUACCUCUCCAGGAUUAUUAACCCGGCAGAAAUCAGCAAGUGGCAAGCCAACUGAGCGACCUCUAUCAUCAUCACCCGCCUCUUCUCAGUCGGUGCUGAAACUGAAAAAAGAUGCUAUGACUAAGCAUUCUGAGGCCAUGGGUUUCAAAGAUUGGUGUGAGAAUGAGUGCGUUAGGCUUAUUGGGACAAAAGAUACAAGUUUCCUUGAAUUUUGCUUGAAGCAAUCCAGAUCAGAAGCUGAGAUGCUUCUAAAAGAAAAUCUUGGAUCGUUUGAUCCUGACCAUCAAUUCAUUGACAAAUUCCUCAAUUACAAGGAGAUGUUACCAUCGGAUGUGUUGGACAUAGCUUUCCAGAGCAAGCACGGUAAGAAAGUUAACGGACUUGGCGCUGCUCCCAUGGCUUCAACUAAUGCAGAUAUACAGGACGUGGACCAAACUGAAGGAUCCUCCAAAGGAGGUGGGAAGAAGAAAGGCAAAAAAGGGAAGAAGGUUAGCCCUUUAGUUUUGGGAUUUAAUGUUGUGAGUAACCGCAUCAUGAUGGGUGAGAUCCAGACUGUAGAAGAUUAA